UUCUUUUGUCUUUUUUUUUUUUCUAUAUCUUUUUACCCCUUUUUUAUAUAUAUAUAUAUUCUUAUUAUCCCUUUAUUGUAUAGCUAUUUCCCUCAGGAAACCCCCUUGCAUUUUUUAGCUCUGAAUAUAUAUAUCUUAUGUAUAUAAAAACUUAACGUAACAAAGCGACAUCACAUCUUCUUUUCCUUUUUCUUUUUCUUAAAAAAAAAAAGAAAUGACUGAAAACGGAAUCCUAUUUUACACCACCUAUGAACAUGAAAACAUCAUACUUGUACCAUCGAUAUCAGAAACGAUAUUAAAUAAACCACAGCCACCUACACCCAUCCAAUCCCUUGAUGACGAUUUAUUUUAUAGACUUCAAAAAGAAAAUGCUCGUUUACCGCCCCAAGAUUCCACAGCAUUUAUAUUAGCACAAAUCGAACGGCAAAAUGUGCUGUUAGAGAAAGACCCUAAAUCAAUUUAUAUUCAAUCAAAUGAAUUAAAAGCUCACUUUUCAACAGUGCAGCGGCUGGUCAGGGACAAUAUUGAUGAUGAUGAGGAUGAAGAAGAAAUCGAUUGGGGGUUUUGGGAAGCUGUCAUUCAAGACUCCGAUCAAGUGGCGCUCAAGCUACCCCACUUACUCUCGCUGAAGCUGAGGUCAGGCAUCCCCACGCGUGUCAGAGGCCUGAUGUGGCAAGCCAUGUCAAAAUCAGCUUCGUUGCAUCUGGAAAAGGUAUAUGAACAAUUAUGUAAAGAGAAAUCCCCCCAUGAAAGAAUCAUACAGCGAGAUCUAGCAAGAACCUUUCCACGCAUAGACAUGUUUAAGCAAGAAAAUGGUCAAGGCCAGAGUUCCAUGAAACGCAUUUUGGAAUCCUAUAGUUUGUAUGAUGCAGAAGUGGGGUACUGUCAAGGUCUGGCUUUUUUAGUGGGUCCGCUUUUAAUGAAUAUGCCAGAAGCUCAAUCGUUUUGUGUAUUUGUCAGACUAAUGGAAACAUAUGAAAUGAGGUCCAUGUUUACUUUAAACAUGGAAGGUCUACAACUUCGACUCUAUCAAUUUUCCAGCCUAUUGAACGAAAUUCUACCCGAACUAGCGCAACAUGUAUCUAAUUUUGGAGUUCAUGCCGCCAUGUAUGCUUCACAAUGGUUUCUGACCCUCUUUGCCUAUGUUUUCCCCAUCAACUUGGUGACCCGAAUUUAUGAUAUUAUAUUUGCAGAGGGAGCAGCUGAAACCAUCAUGCGGGUAGCGAUCGCCAUGUUAAAGCGAUCGCAGAGCACGAUUCUUGAGUUUCAUGAAUUUGAAGAUAUACUUGAUUUUGUCACGACCAAGAAGUUAUGUGCACCGUAUGAAGAGAAUUAUACCAAUGUAGUACGGGAUGCGAUGGCACUUUCGGAUAUGAUCAGUCGGGACAAGAUGGAUGCACUUGCAAUUGAGUAUGAACAUCACUCGACGCACAAGAUGCUGGAACACCCGUUGGAAACAGGACGGUUUGGAUUUUGGAAGCGAAAGGGCAACAGUAAUAAGAAGCCUGAUAUGAGAAGAUCUGCAAGUAGUCAGGAUAGUAACAUCACGGCAAUUGCAGCGCCACCCGUGAUGCUAAAGAAACGUUGGUCGUCUGUGUCCUCUCGCAAAGAUUGGUCUUACCGCACGACGACAACGACGCAUAUUAGUAGCGAGGAGGAGAAUGCUGCUAAAAUGCAGGAUUUGAAGUUACAGCAUCAAAAGACCUUGAAUGAAUUAUUGGAAAUGAAGUAUGAUAAGCAAGACUUGGAAUGUGAACGAGAUGCACUCAAACUCACGAUUCUUGAAUUGGAACGGUGUCAUCUCUAUAAGAGAAGCAACAUGACCACCGACAGCAAUCAAACAUCGUUGGAAGCAUCUGCCCGACUAUUUGAUUGUGAUAAUUCAGCUGACUUGGAAGGCACAAGGUCCUUUAGUGAUUUGGCGGUAGCAAGUAAAGAAGAAGAGAAUAUCAACAUCAUCAGUCGCCAAAACUCUAUCCAUCAUUCCAUGCUCAGUAGUAGUAGUCAAAGUUAUACAACGACCGAAUUUGACGACGAUGAUCAAAUCUCUUUAUCAUUGACAACAACCACAGUUCCUAUCUUUAGUGAUGAAGACGAACUUUCUUCUCAGAUUGUGCAUUUAAAGGUUAAAAAUUUCGAGCUGGAGCAACACGUGGAAAAAUUAAAUGGUGAUGUAGAAGCAAUCACCUCCAAGUUUGAUAUGGUGAAUGAAGGCCACAUGGGUCUAGUUGAACAGCUUGUCUGUUUAAAGUCUGAAAUGGAGGAAUGUGCCCUAGAGGCGGGGAAAAAGGAGGAGACACUAAAAAAGAUAACGGAUGAAAACGAGCAAUUAAAAGAAGAGCUUGAGAUGAUGAAAAAAUCACUGACUUAUUGUCGCAUCGAAAACGGAGUUUUAAAUCAAGAUUUAGAAAUGCUGAAGCAAGGCAUGUUUUUUAAACCAUCUGUGGUGAAUGGAGGUGAAUCAAUGGGCGGUGGUCGUCAUCGCAUCCGUCGUCAUAGUACAGCGUCGUCUUCUAUGCUGACACUGCUCCGAGAUCAGCGCAUGCAUCAAUUAGAGCAAUCUUUGACAGCUGCAAACAUUAAAAUGGCAGAACAUGAGUUCUCUAAACAACAAGAAGAAUUUGGUAAAAAGAAGUCCUCCAUUUAUGGGCGUGUUCUACAUGCUAUCAAAUACAGUAGCUGAUAAAAUACUUAAUUAUGCUUACGAUAUAAAAAAAAAAAAAAAUCAAUUUCUAUACGUGUGUAUGUUACACGAAUGGGGAAACAUAUUUUACCUUUUAGUUUCGCA
Mucor mucedo is the source of this 2788-nucleotide messenger RNA. Its product is annotated as rab-GTPase-TBC domain-containing protein. The transcript has 4 exons. The record is from RefSeq and is a predicted model, not a curated record. Lineage: Eukaryota; Fungi; Mucoromycota; Mucoromycetes; Mucorales; Mucoraceae. The coding region runs from base 215 to 2683 and encodes 822 amino acids.